AUGUCCGCCAAGCUCUACCCCCAAACCAAGCCCGACCAGCCAGCCUCCAGCCCGCUCCCGCCGCUGCUGCACACACCCUCGGGCCUCGCCCUGGUCGAGCUCCAGGGCACCAUCAACCUGCCCGCCGGCGAGGACGGCGAGAUGCUCAAGGACGUCGAGGUCGGGCGGCUCGACUUCCCGGACUUUGUCCCCGACGCCGAGGGCUCUGCCUGGAUGAAGCGCGUUCAUCUGUACGUCGGCCAGCACCAGCGCCUGACGGGCGAGGUCAAGAAGCUGCCCCGCGCCGUGGCCGUCGUCCGCCGCCGCGAGAAUCAGGUGUACGGCAGCUCGGGCGGCCCCGUGCAGGAGCAGGGCGACAACCUCGAGGUGGUGGAGAUUGUCAAGUACAAGGUGCUCUUCUCGAAUCGACCCGAGCCGGUCAACACGAGCGGGGCGCAGUAA
Purpureocillium lilacinum is the source of this 441-nucleotide messenger RNA. RefSeq lists its product as uncharacterized. Gene Ontology annotation, cellular component: Ctf18 RFC-like complex. The record is from RefSeq and is a predicted model, not a curated record. NCBI's taxonomy places the organism in Eukaryota, Fungi, Ascomycota, Sordariomycetes, Hypocreales, Ophiocordycipitaceae. Gene Ontology annotation, biological process: mitotic sister chromatid cohesion.